AUGCGAGCCGCUCUACUCUUCCUGGUCUUCUCGGCCACCGCAGUAAGCGGCAAGAGUAACUACGACCUUAUCGACCCCCUCAUCGGCUCAGUGAACGGCGGAAAUGUCUUUGCCGGCGCCUCACUGCCAUAUGGCAUAGCCAAAGCCGUCCCUGACGUCUCCGGCGCCAACACCGCCGGCUUCUCACUCGACGGCAGCAACAUCACCGGCUUCUCCACCCAACACGACUCCGGGACCGGCGGGAAUCCAAGUCAAGGCCAGUUUCCGCUGUCCCUGCAACCGGCUUGCGAGGGUGGGGAGCUGGAGAAGUGUAAGUUCGGGAGUAAGUACGAACGAGCUGUCAACUAUCGACCUGGAAGCGUGGAGGCGGAGCCGGGGUAUUUUGGGCUAGAGCUGGGAAGUGAUGUCGGGGUUGAGGUGACGACGACGGAGCAUGCUGCGCUUUGGGAGUUUGACUUCACCAACCAUUUUGGAAAGGAUACGGUGAGUCCGUUGAUGCUGCUGGACUUAACGGAUCUGCAGGAUAGUCGGCAGAACGCUUCGAUCAGCGUUGAUGCUGAAACCGGAAGGAUGGUAGCUAACGGGACGUUCUUGCCGAGUUUUGGGGUGGGGAGUUAUCAGUCGUUUGUCUGUGUUGAUUUUAAGGGUGCUGGGGUGAGGGAUACGGGGCUCUGGGUGAAUGAGAGGGGUGGGACGGAGCCGAAGGAGUUGUUCGUUAAUCGGGGGUAUAGUCUUUUCUACAUCCAGGCAGGAGGCUUCGUGCGCUUCCACAAGCCGGAGAACAACGUCCUGCAGGCUCGAGUCGGCGUCAGCUUCCUCAGCAGCGAAAAGGCGUGCCAUAACGCUAAGACCGAGAUCCCGGACUGGAACUUCAACCGCGUCCGUGCAGAAGCAGCAAACGCAUGGAAGGAAAAAAUGUCCACCGUCUCGAUCCUACCCGGCGGAGCCAACGAGAGUAUACAGCGGACCUUCUUCACAGCCAUCUACCGGACGAUGAUGAGCCCGCAGAACUAUACUGGCGAUAACCCGUUGUUUCCGGCUGAGGAGCUGUAUUUUGACAGCUAUUACUGCACAUGGGAUUCUUUCCGGACGACGUUUCCGUUCUUGACGAUCUUUGACCCGGGGACGUUGAGUCAGAUGAUUACGAGUUUGCUGAAUAUUUAUGAGUCGGUUGGAUGGCUGCCGGAUUGUCGGAUGCAGCUUUGUAAGGGGUAUUCGCAGGGCGGCUCUAAUGCAGACAAUGUGAUAGCGGAUGCCUACGUUAAGAAUCUGACGAACAUCGACUGGAGCCUCGCUUACUCUGCCAUCCGCAACGAUGCAGAAAACGAGCCCUUCGACUGGGGCGUAGAAGGUCGGGGUGGCCUGCAGUCCUGGAAACGCUACGGCUACAUACCAGUCUUCGACUACGACACCCAGGGCUUCGGACCAGACUACCAUUCCAUCUCCCGCACGCUCGAGUACGCCUACAACGACUUCUGCGUCGCCACCCUCGCUGCCGGCUUGGGCGAAACGGCUGACGCGGAGAAAUACCUCCAAAGCUCCGGGAACUGGCACAACCUCUGGAAGGCAAACCAGACCUCCUCCAUCAAAGGUAACAACACCGGUUUCAUCGGCUUCCUGCAACCACGCUACGCGAACGGGACGUGGCGGUAUCAAGACCCCAUCGAGUGCUCUCCCCUUGACAGCUUUUGCAGCUACAGCAGUAACCCAAAAGAGACGUUCGAAGACAGCAUCUGGGAGUACGUCUUCUUCGUCCCGCAAGACCAGGCUCGUCUUAUGGAGACUGUAGGCGGGAAAGAGCAAUUUGUCCGCCGACUGGACUUCCUACACGAAAGCGGGCUUCUCGAUAUUUCCAACGAACCCUCCGAAUUGGUCGUGUACCAGUACCAUUACGCCGGCCGCCCUGGUCUCUCGGCGCAGCGGCUGCAUAGCUACAUACCCUCGUCCUUCAAUGCAUCGCAUAACGGGCUACCCGGAAACGACGAUAGCGGAGCUUCAGGAUCUUUCGUUGCGUUCGCUAUGAGUGGCUUAUUCCCCGUAGCAGGACAGAAUGUCUACCUGAUCAGCCCGCCUUUCUUUGAGAGCGUGAGUUAUACGAACGCUAUUACGGGCAAGACGGCGACGAUUAGGGUGACGAAUUUUGACCCGGAGUAUAAAGAGGUAUUUAUCCAGAGUGCGAGGCUAGAUACGGAGGUGUAUACGAGGAACUGGAUCGGGCAUGAGUUGUUUUUGGAGGGCAAGACGUUGGAGCUAACGUUGGGGCGGGAGGAGAGUGACUGGGGGACGAAGGAGGAGGAUCUGCCGCCUAGUACGUCGCCGGACGGGUCGAUGGAAGGGUAUGAGGCGAUGUUUUAG
Molecule: messenger RNA, 2355 nt
Organism: Saxophila tyrrhenica
Lineage: Eukaryota; Fungi; Ascomycota; Dothideomycetes; Mycosphaerellales; Extremaceae
Exons: 4
Coding region: 1-2355 (784 amino acids)
Biological process (GO): protein deglycosylation; carbohydrate metabolic process; glycoprotein catabolic process
Cellular component (GO): nucleus; cytosol
Molecular function (GO): carbohydrate binding; peptide-N4-(N-acetyl-beta-glucosaminyl)asparagine amidase activity
Source: RefSeq, a predicted model, not a curated record